This is a messenger RNA of Ilyonectria robusta, 1937 nucleotides long. RefSeq names its product quinate permease. The transcript is spliced from 2 exons. The record is from RefSeq and is a predicted model, not a curated record. Gene Ontology annotation, molecular function: carbohydrate:proton symporter activity. The coding region runs from base 172 to 1803 and encodes 543 amino acids. Lineage: Eukaryota; Fungi; Ascomycota; Sordariomycetes; Hypocreales; Nectriaceae. Gene Ontology annotation, cellular component: membrane. Gene Ontology annotation, biological process: transmembrane transport; carbohydrate transport.
GAGCCCCGAUGCGACUCUAGUAUAAAGGUUUGCCUCCCAUGGCCCUCUGGUGUUAGAGUUAGACGCUGUCGCAAUACAACUUCUCCUCUCAUUCCAUCCACCGCCUUCAAACUCGCAGGUUGAGACCCUUACAACUCCCUCGUCGAAAGCCUAUACCAAUCCACCGCGGUCAUGGGUAUCUUCGCUCUCAAGGAGGACCGGCCCACGCCGAAGGAGGUCUACAAUUGGCGCGUGUACGUGUGCGCCGCCACGGCGUCCAUGGCUGCAUGCACAAUUGGCUACGACUCGGCCUUUAUCGGCACCACGCUGGCUCUGCCGUCGUUUGUCGAGGAGUUUAACUUUGCGACCAUGGACGCGGGCAAGCUGGCGCUGCUCAAGCAGAACAUUGUCUCCGUCUACCAGGCCGGCGCCUUCUUCGGCUCGCUGGCCGCCUACUUCUCCAGCUACUUCAUCGGUCGUCGCAAGUCUCUCAUUUUCUUCUCGCUCAUUUUUAUGGUCGGCGCCGGCAUGAUGCUGGGUGCCAAUGAGGCUCGUGGUCUCGGUCUUAUUAUUGGUGGUCGUGUCCUCGCCGGAUUUGGUGUUGGUGGCUGCUCCAACAUGACCCCCAUCUACAUCUCCGAACUCGCCCCCCCUGCUGUCCGCGGUCGCCUCGUCGGAUUGUACGAACUUGGAUGGCAGAUUGGCGGGUUAGUAGGGUUUUGGAUAAACUAUGGCAUCAGUGAGACUCUUGCGCCGACUCACAGCCAGUGGCUCAUCCCCUUCGCUGUCCAGCUCAUCCCGGCCGGCCUCCUGUUGAUCGGCGCGUGCUUCAUCCCCGAGUCUCCUCGAUGGCUGUUCUCCAAGGGCCGCCGUGAGGAAGGUCUAAAAAUUCUCACAUGGAUGCGAGACCUUCCUGAGGACCAUAUCUAUAUUGUCGAGGAGAUGAACUACAUUGACGAGGACCUGGAGCGCUUCAACACCGACGUCGGCGCUGGUUUCUGGAAGCCCUUCCUGGCCCUCAAGGACCGUAAGAUUCAGUGGCGCUUCCUCCUCGGUGGGCUUCUCUUUGUCUUCCAGAACGGAUCCGGCAUCAACGCUAUCAACUACUACUCCCCCACCGUCUUCAAGAGCCUGGGCAUCACCGGCACCAACACUGGUUUCCUUACCACUGGAAUCUUUGGCGUUGUCAAGACCGUUCUCACCUUUGUGUGGAUCAUGGUUCUGAUCGAUCACAUGGGUCGCCGCAACCUGCUCAUGAUCGGUGCUGGUGGUGGUGCGUUCUGCAUGUACUUCAUCGGCGCAUACAUCAAGAUUGCCGGCACCGCCAAGGUCGACACCACAGCCACUGAGGGAAUUCACCUGACCCCCGGAGGAACUGCCGCCAUCUUCUUCUUCUACCUGUGGACCGCCUUCUACACCCCGUCGUGGAACGGCACCCCGUGGGUCCUCAACUCCGAGAUGUUCGACCAAAACACACGAUCUCUUGGACAGGCCAAUGCCGCUGCAAACAACUGGUUCUGGAACUUCAUCAUCGCGAGAUUCACUGUCAACAUGUUUGCCACGAUGGGCUACGGUGUUUACCUCUUCUUCGCUACUAUGAUGAUCUUGUCGAUCGUCUUCGUCUUCUUGUGUGUGCCCGAGACAAAGGGUGUGCCUCUGGAGGCCAUGGACCGCCUCUUCGAAAUCAAGCCAGUCAGGAAGGCGCACUCCACUAUCCUCGAGGAAUUGCGCUUGCACGAACAAGAGUUCCGCCAGAACAUGGAUGGUCUGGACUUGAAGGACGAGAAGGCCCGCACCGAGCAGGUUGAGUCCAAGGAUGUCUAAAGCGUCUCCGGAUGCAUAAUGGUGGAGAUUGGGCUGCACUUCUGGGUACGAUAAACUCGUAUCUCCAUUGGAUUAGAGUCAAUAGCAAAUAAGAUCUUGUAAAUAACGGCACGUUUCGAUUGCCUAUUCUUCAA